Molecule: messenger RNA, 3896 nt
Organism: Dermatophagoides pteronyssinus (European house dust mite)
Lineage: Eukaryota; Metazoa; Arthropoda; Arachnida; Sarcoptiformes; Pyroglyphidae
Product: engulfment and cell motility protein 2-like
Molecular function (GO): ATP binding; ATP hydrolysis activity
Source: RefSeq, a predicted model, not a curated record
ACAAACCACUAAGCAAAAGAAUUUUUUUGUUUUGCUUCCGCUCUGAAAUCAAAUAAAUAAUCAUAAUAAAAACAUUUUAUUAUAUGAUCAUAAAUGGAACAAAAUUCAUCCAAUGUUAAAGAUGGUGGUAAUAGUCUUAUUAAAUUUGCAAUACAACUUCAUCCCGAACUUAGAGAUGAAAAUAAAUCACCGGAUAAGUUGAGUUGGUUUCUAUAUCAAUUGCCAAAAGGUCAAAAAACAUCUAUACAAUCAAUUAUUGAUUAUAGUCGUGAAUUCUGGAAUCUUGAUGCAAAAAAAGAAUAUUCACUUAUUAUGACAUUGGAUGAAACACAACAUUUGUUUAGAUUUAUUACUGAAGAACAUCAAUAUCGUUCAUGUUUUACACAAGGUGCUGUUAUUGAACUUUAUUACUCAGUUCGAUAUGUUGUAUCGAAAUUAUUGGAAGAAUUUCAACAAUCAUUACGUGAAUGGACAUGUCAAGAUCGUUUACCAUUAUUGAAAAAAAUUUGUGUUUAUGCAUCGGAUCAAGCAUUUGUUGCCGAAUUUGAUGAACAAAAAGGAUUUCAAUUACUAAUCACAUCGUUUGUUGCAAAUAAAUUCAAUGAAUUUGAAUUACGUUAUAUUUUGGAUAUAAUUGCCAAAAUUUUGGAACAUGAUAUUAUACGAUGGUUCGGACCGAAUGCUGUAAUUGAAAAAAAUUUUAUCGAACGUAUUAUUGAAUUAAUUUCCAGUAAUAAAUUUAUGAUUCUGGUUCAACCAUCUCAGCAACAACAACAACAAUUAAAUCAUUCAUCUUUGAUACCAGAUGCAGAGCGUCGAAUUCUUAUUCUAUCACUGAGUAUACUUGAAUCUGCCAUUUUGAAUGCUGCAAAAUUAUUCUUGCCAGUAAUUCGAGAACAAUUACCGAUAAAAAAAUUAUCACUCUUAUUGGAACAUGAAAAAUUUCCCGAUAUUCAACAAAAUGUAUUGGCUUUGAUUAAUGCUAUUUUACAAAAUCAAGAACCAUCUAAACGUCGAGAUCAAUUUCGAAUAUUUAAAGAAACUAUACUACGUUAUGUUACUGAUAACGGUAGUGAAAUCACUCAUCAAUUAUAUGUAUUGCAAACAUUGUUACUUCGUUCGUAUGAUGAACAAUUAAAUCAAGGUGCUACACCCGAGCAAGCGAAUGAAAAAUGGCGUGAAAUACGUCGAAAUUAUGAUAGUGAAAUGGAUAAUUUAAUUAAAAAUCAAUUCAAUACAAACAGUACAACAACAAAUAGUCAAUCAUCAAACACCUGUGGUUUGAAUCGUUCGAAUUCAACCGUUUCGAAUAAAUCAAAUUCAUUCAAUGAUACACUUCUUAUGCUCAACAAUAAUGAAACGGUCGAUCGAUUUGGUCUACUGCCAUCCAAACCAAAUGGCACACCAGCUACACCGGCCGAAAUUUUUGCCGAUCCACCCGGAUUAUGGAUAUUAAAUCUUCUUUGUUAUUAUUCAGGUAAACAUAACGAAUCAUUUGUUCGUUUCAUAAUGGCCAAUCAAUCAUCAUCGGGUGAAACUAGACCAUAUGAUUGUCCAUUGAUAAUUGCAUCAUUUCGAAUACUUACACUGAUUGUCGAACUAUUGGGUAUUGGAAAACCACCUCGUGAUGAAGGACAUGAAUUUUAUCCUAUGUUAUUGAAACAUGAAGAACCAUUGGAAGAAUUUUUCAGCAUAGGAUUAUCGCUUUUCAAUCGAACAUGGCAUGAAAUUCAUGCCACUUUUAAUGAUCUAGAUAUAGCUUGUGAUUUUCUAGCCGAAAAAUUUCAUAAAAUUCUUGCCAAUCCUAAUGCUACAGUUUCUUUUGAAAAUUUUCAAAAAGAAUUAUCCAAAAUAAGCUACACAGAAAUAUCUCAUCGUUGGCGUGAAGAACGUUUAAAACGUGAACAACGAAAAGAAGAAAUGCCUGCAAUUCAAGAAUUAAAACGAUUAUUAUUACCUGAAAUGACUACAAUUGUACGAGAAAAUCGUCUAAAUUAUCUUGUUCGUGGUACAAGAUUUGAUAAAUACACUGCCAAAGGUCAAAGAUUAAAAGAUAAAUUCUGGUAUUGUCGUCUAUCACCGAAUCAUAAAACAUUAUUAUAUGGUGAUGUGGAUGAAGAUUGUAAAAAUCUAGAUGAAAAACUUACUUCAAAGUUUGACAUUGCUGAUGCUGGUCGUUUGGUUGUUGGUAAAGAAUGUCCACAUAUGCGUGAUUCAAAGAGUAAAAAAACAACCACGUCAUUGGCAUUUGCACUGAUACCACGUGAUGAUGAUUCGAUUAAUGGACAACAAUCACCACCGUUAUGUUUUGUAGCCGGAAAACCCGAAAUAUUCGAUUAUUGGAUUGAUGGUCUAAAUUCAUUAUUGCAACAUGAUAUGACCAGUAAUGAAACUAAAAAAGAUGUCGAAAUGUUAUUAGAUCUAGAUGUAAAACUUCGUUUGCUCGAUAUUGAAGGUUUAAAUAUCCCGGAUCAAGCACCAGAUCACAUCUAUUCGGUUAAAAUAGUCGCCCGGUCAGGAUUUUCAAUGAUGGCUAUCGGUGAAUUAAUCGGAUCGCUCCAGAAUAAUCCAUAUUUUGGCGCCGGUUUUGGUUUGGUUGGUUUGACGGCAGCUUUAGCUGCUAGUCGUAAGGCUGCCAUUAUUGCUUGGGCCGGUGUUCGACGUUAUGCAUUUGUUACUUGCGAAGUUAAUUCAAAAGGUUUGAAAAUAAUUUUUUGUUGUAAUUUUUCGGAAUUUAAAACAUUUUGAUCAGAUAAAAGUUAUCAAUGGAUUUUGGAAUGGAUCACACGGCAAUCAUAUCGAACACAACAUGUUUCAAUGUGUACGGAAUUCUAUGAAGAUCAGGCCGGACGAAUUUCUACACGAUUUGCUUAUAUUCCAUCUCCAGGUAUUCAUUUUUUUCGAUAUCAUGGUUCAAUAUUUCGUUGUGAACGUGUUCGUGAACAAAUGGAUGCUCUAGCCGGUCGGCCAUAUGAAGUUGUUACGUUGACCACUUUAGGUCGAGAUAAAUCGAUAUUCAAUUCUAUAUUUGAUGAAGCACGAACAAUAGCAUUGGCUGAAGCGGCAAACAAAACGGCCACAUACGUACCAUUUGGCCAUGAAUGGAGAGUAUUCGGACAGGCACGUUCAAAACGACCAAUCGAUUCGGUCAUACUUGAUAAUGGUGUAGCCGAAAAAAUAGUCACUGAUGUUGAACAAUUUUUAUCAUCAGCCGAAUGGUAUCAUAAACGUGGUAUACCAUAUCGUCGUGGUUAUUUACUGCAUGGACCACCUGGAUCUGGAAAAUCUUCAUUCAUAUUUGCAUUAGCUGGUCAUCUUAAUUAUUCGAUUUGUGUACUUAAUCUAUCCGAUCCAUCAUUGACCGACGAUCGUUUAUUACAUCUAGUCAAUACUGCACCAAAAGAUUCGCUUGUAUUACUUGAAGAUAUUGAUUGUUCGGUACGACCACGAACGGAUGAUGGACAUCCAGAACGUUGGGAAGGUCUUUCGCGUGUUACAUAUUCUGGUUUAUUGAAUACAUUAGAUGGCGUAGUUGGAUCAGAUGCCCGAAUACUAAUGAUGACCACAAAUCAUUUGGAAUUAUUGGAUGAUACAUUAACGAGACCUGGUCGUGUUGAUGUUAAAGUACUCAUUGAUGAUGCUAGUGAUGGACAAUUGAAACGAGCAUUUUUAAGAUUUUUUCCAACAAGUUCGUCGAGUGAUGGUGAUGAAUUUGUUCGCCAUGUUCGCCGUACAUAUCCACGACCAAUUUCAAUGGCUAGAAUUCAGGGACAUUUUUUACUUUAUCGUGAUGAUCCAAAAGCUGCACUCAAACAACCAAUUCAAUAGAAUUCAAUAAGUAAUUUUUUGUUUUAUUAUACAAAUGAUGAAUUUAAUGUUUAAGAUGAAUAAAAAAU